Messenger RNA from Wasmannia auropunctata (little fire ant), 3807 nucleotides. RefSeq names its product NADPH oxidase 5 (gene Nox). Lineage: Eukaryota; Metazoa; Arthropoda; Insecta; Hymenoptera; Formicidae. Gene Ontology annotation, biological process: superoxide anion generation; defense response. Gene Ontology annotation, cellular component: plasma membrane; NADPH oxidase complex. The record is from RefSeq and is a predicted model, not a curated record. Gene Ontology annotation, molecular function: calcium ion binding; superoxide-generating NAD(P)H oxidase activity. The transcript has 20 exons. Bases 454 to 3807 code for a protein of 1117 amino acids.
CUCAGUAACGUCGAGGCGCGUUAACACGGCGAUCUCGCUUGUUGAUACGCGGCGAUAAAGUGAAUUUUCGUACGUACGUUGAACCGGGCUCUCAUUCUUAUAAGUACCGAGAGGUAGGACUGUUUACAUGCGAAUUAAUUACGAGCUGUCACCGAAUCCUUGUUUGCACAUAAGAAAACGUGACAAAGAAGAAAGUUGCUGAUUUUUUUCUCUUUCUUUACUUGAUUAUUCCCUGCAAACUAACACACCGGCGAAAAUUUAUAAAUUUACCUUUCAUUCAUGUACAUAACACGCGACUGACGCGUUGAAUCAGUCGUGUCCCAAACAAGAACGAGCUCGCGACAAGAAAUGACAGAACUCUUGUUGAUCUUGUGAUGAAUUGCCAAAGUGGUUGUGAUCUUGUUUCUUCGAUGACACCUUCUUCAUAGCACUUGUCGCAAAGAGUAUUUAAUAAUGGAAGAGAAUAUAAUCUGCAUGGAGGAAGAAUGUCUAAUCGAGAAGAGGAGGAUGACUAUUUUAAAGGAGUGUAAGGAGAUAUUGCAGGAAGAAAGAUCUGGCCGUUACAACAAGGAAGCUUUUAGAAGACUCUUCCAUGAUCAGGUGCUUCUUGGAAAAUUAUUUAUACUGUUUGAUCAAGAUUGUGACGGGUUACUGAAACAAGAUGAAUGGCUCGAAUUCCUCAAAGGAAGGCUAACAAAUGAGAAGCAAAAUGAUUUUAUCGAUCAGAUCGAAAGUGUCGCAUAUGUAUUAUGUGGGGAAAAUUCAGUAAAUUUCUUCAAUUUUCAACAGAUUUUUUAUACUAAAGGGAUCGUCGAUAAAUUAUAUCGGUUAAUUGAUUACGAGAACUCGGGAUAUGUAACAUUUACUCAAAUCAUGGAUAUGAUAUCUGGCGUGAGUAAUCCCAGACCACGUGCUGGCUUUGACAAAGGAAAUCUCGAAUGGCUGGAAAAGAUAUUUAAGCAAACUGUUGGAAACGAAGGGGAAAUAUGCCGUGAAGAAUUCAAGACUAUCGUCACUUCGAAGAACCCAUUCUUUACCGAGAGAGUCUUUCAAAUAUUUGACAAAGACAACUCCGGCACGAUAUCGCUUCAAGAAUUUCUAGACGCUAUGCAUCAAUUCGCUGGAAAAUCUCCGAACGAUAAGAUUAGGUUUCUCUUCAAAGUAUAUGAUAUCGAUGGUGAUGGAUUAAUACAACUUCGCGAGUUAGAACAUGUUAUGAGAGCCUGUAUGGAAGAAAAUGGAAUGAAAUUUAGUGACGAGCAAAUCGAAGAUUUAACACUUGCACUCUUUGAAGAUGCUGAUCAAGGCAAUAGAGGAGCAAUCACUUUUGAAGCUCUAAAAAAGCAAUUAAAGAAGCACGAGGGUCUGCUGGAAAAUCUCUCGAUUAGCAUAGAUCGAUGGUUGGUACCACCGCAACCAAAAUCAAAGAAAAAGUCUAUUUUGGAAACGUUUGUGUCUCUUCUUCCGUAUCAGCUCACAAAGCCGUACAUGAAGAAUAAUUACGUCUUUAUUGCCUUUAUUUCGAUGUUCAUGCUUAUCAACGUGGCUCUCUUCGUCUCACGCCUCUAUGAGUAUCGACAUGACAAUGGCUAUAUAAUGUUUGCUCGUGCCUGCGGGCAAUGUCUGAACUUUGAUUGCGCGUUCAUUCUGGUCUUGAUGCUGCGCCAGUGCAUCACGUUUUUGCGAACGCAUAGUUUCAAUUCACUAGUGCCCCUAGAUCAUCAUAUAUAUCUCCAUAAAAUGACGGGGAUAAUGAUCGGAAUUUUCAGCAUUGUACACACUCUGAUGCAUCUCAUUUAUUGUGGCACGGUAAUAAUAAAAGAUGAGAAAAUGAAUAGCGGAAACUACACCAUGUCCGAAUGGUUGUUAACGAGUCGACCUGGAUAUUUCGGUCUGGUGGCAGGUAGUGCGUAUCCGACCGGGGUAAUUCUGGUUAUUAUACUCGUCACUAUGCUCGUCUGUUCCAUGCCGUUUGUACGACGUGGUGGUUGCUUCGAGAUAUUUUAUUGGUCCCAUCUGCUGUUCAUACCAUUCUGGAUUCUAAUGAUCUUCCAUGGCCCUAAUUUCUGGAAGUGGUUUGUCGGCCCGGGUGUCGUAUACUUAGUGGAAAAGAUUCAUCGACUGGUGUGGCUGCGUUCUCAGCGUGGAAAGACAUACAUAAGUUCCGGCCUCCUUUUGCCUUCAAAGGUGACUCACCUGGUUAUUAAGAGACCGCCCAAUUUUCACUUUCAUCCCGGCGAUUAUGUAUUUGUUAAAAUCCCGGUGAUAGCAAGAUACGAGUGGCAUCCUUUUACCAUUAGCAGUGCUCCCGAGCAAGAAGAUUACAUGUGGCUGCACAUUCGUGCGGUAGGUGAGUGGACCAACAGUUUGUACUCGUACUUUGAGAAACAGCAAAUAAAACUUCACUGCGCCGAUAUUCUGCCCGCCGAGAACUGUGACGCUGCCAGUGCUCCCCGAAAGAAAUCUUUCCUCAGUGGCAAAAAGACACCACUUAUCGUAGCACAGAAAGCCUCAAUGGAAUCCAUACCUAAUACACACAGCCUGGACAAUCCCUCAUUCGUGUCUGACUUAUCGAAUACCGUGUCACCUUCGCAUGCAUCAUUUAAUAAUCAGUCUGCAUAUUUAAAAGCUACAGAACAUACGUCAGAAUUAAAUAAGGAAUGGACAGAUGUGUCUACGAGAAGAGAUAGGAGACUUCAUCAGUUAUUUGUUGGUAGCAAAAUGCCUCUUGAAAAAUCACGCUCGAUGCCCGAUAUGCAGAUCAAAAGCAAGAAGAAAGAACGACUCAGAGCACUUCGAGAUUACAUGAGAUCUGAAUCGGAGAAGAGUUUCGAUGAAUGUCAGAUGAGAUGCGCGCGAUUCAAGUCAUUGGGGCUAGCUUAUUUGAGUCCGCAAAACAAAUCAUUGGCACAAAGCUUCCGGUACAUGCGAACAAAACCGACUAUUAUCGCUUUCAAAACACCUAGUUUCGAAACAGACGAUUACGAGAUCGAUGUAUUGUCAAACAUGGCAUCAAAUGCAAAUGCGGAGGGGAAUGAAAUGACGCCGAUGACACCGACAGCAAUACAAGUUGCGGCGGAGGAAGGAAGAAUGAGACAAGGGUUUAGUGAAGCUGUAGGUAGUUCAGAUAGUUUAGAUUUGAAAUCCAAUUCUUCUCAACCGCCAAUAAAUUAUCCUGUAGGAAAACCACUGGAGAUCUUUUUAGACGGUCCUUACGGAGCACCGUCCAGUCACAUUUUCCGAGCGCAGCACGCUGUUCUGAUCGCCACAGGAAUCGGAGUCACCCCCUUCGCCUCUAUAUUGCAAUCGAUUAUGCAUCGAUAUUGGAAAGCGAGACACACCUGUCCAAAAUGUUCCUUCUCCUGGGCCAGUGAAAUUCCGCCUACUGUAAUGAAUUUACGAAAGGUGGACUUCUUUUGGAUUAACCGCAAUCAACGCUCAUUUGAGUGGUUCGUAAACUUACUGUCUCAACUCGAGAUAGAACAGGCUGAGUUAGGUAUCACUAUGGAACGUUUCCUGGAGAUGCAUAUGUACAUCACAAGCGCGUUGCAAAAGAGCGAUAUGAAGGCAGUUGGCUUGCAAUUAGCGCUGGAUCUUCUGCAUGAAAAGGAAAAACGAGAUCUCAUCACAGGAUUAAAAACCAGAACGAAUGCGGGUCGUCCCAAUUGGGACAAAGUAUUCAAACAGCUCCAGGAUAAGAAGAAAGGAAAAAUUACAGUUUUUUAUUGCGGACCACCACAACUCGCUAAGAUUCUUCGAUACAAAUGCGAUCAAUUCGGAUUCUGCUUUAGAAAGGAAUCCUUCUGA